GAAAUAAUCGUCUGGAUAGACAUGUCAAGCUCCGAUUAUCUUGCUUGGCAUGCCACGUGGGUAGCCCCGAUUAUUGCUGACUUAAGUAUCGGAGUGUCUAUCUCGAGGACCCACCUCGGGGCUUUGCAAGUCAAUUCGGAGUGCAAAUACAGACUGAAGAAGGACUUCUGGUUUGGUGCAAUUACAUUUGGCGCCCCUCUUAGACGAGGUCAGCUCCCCAGCAAUCUCCCACCUCACUUCCCACCUCUGAUCCCAAAUACGUUCCCUCCUAUUGAUCAUGUCGAAGGAGGAGAUGAAAACCAACCACACAACUCAGCUCAUAACUCAGCUUCCACGGCCAACCAAGACGUAGAUGCAGCUCAUCUUGCUACCAUGCAACAACAGUUUGGUGUCUUUCAGCUAGUGCUGGCUCAACUCUUAGCUCGGAACAACCCUGGUGAUCCCCUUAUCAAUCUCCUUAACCCUACUCCACAACCCCCAGCUCCACAACAAAACCCUAAACCAGUUCAGCAUGCUCCUGCUCUUAGUGAAUCUCAGGGCCAAUCUCACAUAGCACCAGCUCAGCAACCCCUUCCCGAUGAUGUCACCCGGCGUCUAGACAGCUUAGAAAAGCUAGUAGCCGAACAACGAGGUGCCUCACCCUCACACCAUGCUGCUGACUCCAUACCCCACCAACUGAACACCAACAUCACAUUGGAACCUUAUCCCAACGCCUCUGACGCGUUGAUGUGCAAAAUCUUUCCCUCUACUCUCCGAGGUAAUGCUCGAACUUGGUAUUACAGUCUACCUCCGAAGUCAAUUAGCUCUUAUACAAAAAUGACAUAUGCUUUUGCCACUAAGUUUUCCAGUAGAAGGUUGAUCGGGAAAACUACUUCUGAGUUGAUGCGAGUUAAACAGAGGGAUGGAGAAUCUCUGAAAAACUAUAUAAGCAGAUUCAAUGAUGCGGUAUUGGAGGUUAGUUCCUUUGACCAAGCUAUGGGGAUUACAGCUGUGAUCUCUGGUCUUAACCAUGAUAGGUUCCGAGACAGUUUGAUCAAACACCCUGCCACCACCUUUAGCGAAGUGAAUGAUAGGUCUUUGAAAUUUAUAACUGUUGAGGAAUAUGCCAUGUCGCAGAACCCAACUCCCUUUAAGAAUCAAAACCCAAAAUGGAGAGAUGACAAUCCGAGUAGGAAAAGGAUGAGGAUGGCACAGAACCGAGGUCCGAUGUCGACCUCUACACUGAGAUUCGGAAGGCCGAACUCAACACCCCCACAACAAUCUGCAAGUAAACGUCCAGUUAAGCAUCAAAACCGAGCCCAGAAACGAAAGUUUGACGACGUUAACUGGAAGAAUCAACCCAUUACUUUCACAUCUGCUGAUUUUGACACAGUUGUUACACCCCACAAUGAUCCUUUGGUCACUUCUGUCAUGAUUAACAACUGUGAAGUAGAAGGAGUUCUUACCCUCCAAGUUGCUUUUGGGAGUGGCCACACCUAUGUGACUCCUUCAGUCUGGUUCCUAGUAGUCAAGAUGGCGUCCUCUUUCAACGUUGUUAUUGGCCGACCCACGCUGACUGAAAUCCGAGCUGUGGUUUCCCAGUCUCACUUCUGCAUAAAGUUCCCAACUCCUAUAGGAAUAGCAACACUGCAAGGUAACCAGGAGAUGGCUAGACAUUGCUGUAUCAUCUCGGUCACACAACCUAAGAAGGGCAAAGAUCAGGCACCCGAGGCCAUCCCCCAACGGAUUUCUGAUAAUCAGCAAGUCAUGGGUGUUGAGAUAGUAGAUAACCGAUCGAAAGAUGAACCUAGAGCUGCUCUAGUCGAAGAUGUCAAAGAAGUGCUCAUUGAUGAUAGAGAUCCGAGCCGAAAGAUGCAAAUUGGAACUAGAUUAAACUCGGAAGAAAGAGUAGAGCUAAUAGCUAUCCUCCGAGCUAACAAUGAUGUCUUCGUGUGGACUUCGGCAGACAUGCUAGGAAUUCCAAAUUUAGUAUCUCAACAUAAGCUCAGCACCAAUCCAUUGAAGAAACCAGUGGCCCAGAAGCGACGCAAUGAGAGAUUAAGUCUCUUGGAUGCAUAUUCCGAGUAUCACCAGGUGCCGAUGGCUCCAGAAGACGAAGAGAAAACCUCGUUCUAUGCUGGCGAUGAAAUUUAUUACUAUGUCAUGAUGUCGUUUGGCUUAAAGAACGCAGGUGCUACUUAUCAGAAAAUGGUGACCAUCGUCUUCCGAGCUCAGAUCGGCAGGAAUUUGGAGGUUUAUGUCGAUGAUAUUGUGGUAAAGAGCCUAAAAGCAGAAGACCAUCUAGCUGACCUCGAUGAAACUUUCAACAAUCUUAGGAAGAACAGAAUAGGGAUCGAGGUUAAUCCAGAAAAUAUCAAAGCAAUUGCCGAGAUGGAACCACCGAAAUCAGUGAAAGAUAUACAGAGGUUGACUGGACGGGUGGCAGCUCCUCAUUGGUUCAUAUUGAAGUCAGCAGAUAAGUGCCUGCCAUUUUUCAAGAUUAUGAAGUCAGCCGCCCAGAAGGAUGAAUCAGGAAAACAAAAGAAAUUUGAAUGGAACCAGGAACGCCAAGCCGCAUUCGAAGAGCUGAAGUCUUAUCUUAACUCACCACCUCUACUGACUAAGGCCGUAGAUGGAGAGAUUUUCUAUUUGUAUCUGGGAAUUUCAGAUGAAGCCAUUAGUUCGGUUCUGGUGAGAGAAGAAGCCAAGCAACAGAAACUUAUAGCUGCACGGAGCAGCAAUGUGCUGCACGGAGCAAAGUUGAGGUAUCCUAUAGUUAAGAAAGCAGCUUUAGCAGUCGUCACUUCGGCCAGGAAGUUAAGGCCACAUUUCCAAUUACACCCAAUCAUUGUCCUUACAGAUCAACCUCUCCGACAAAUUCUGCAGAAGCCAGAGUGCUCUGGAAGAUUAAUUAAUAAGGGUUCAAGAGCUGGUGCUUUAUUAAUUGGCCCAGAUGGAUACCGAAGUGAACAUGCCCUAAAAUUUAACUUCGAUCCAACAAACAACAUAGCUGAGUAUGAAGCUCUGCUGCUUGGUCUACAGCUAGCAUUGGAGUUGAAAAUCAACGCGAUCCAAGUAUACAGUGACUCCCAGUUGGUGGUGAACCAAAUCAACUCAAUCUGCGAAGUUGUUGAUCCUGUAAUGGUGAAAUAUGUAGCCCUGGUGGUUGAGCUAAAGUGCAAAUUCCAGAAAUUUUGUCUGAGUAAAAUUCCUCGAACUGAGAAUGAACAGGCAGAUUCACUCUCUAAAUUUGCCUCUGAUAGCUCUUUAAGUUCCAGAUCAGUUUUUGUGGAGGUCUUAGAUAAACCAAGCUUUAUGAAGCCACGGAUGAUAGAGAUCAGCACAGACCCUGACACGCCGAGUUGGACUGACUCAAUUAUCUCAUUUUUACGAGAUGGGAUAGUACCUGAGGACAGGUCGGAGGCAAUGAAGUUGAGGAAAAAAGCAUCUCGGUAUACACUCAUUGAUGGGUUCCUCUAUAAGAGAUCAUUCUCACUCCCUCUUCUACGGUGCUUAAAUCCCUACGAAGCUGAGUAUGCACUUCGGGAGAGAUAUUCGAAGUGCCAAUUGUUUGCACACCUGACUCACCAACCAGCAGAAGAGCUCACGAACUUGGUAGCACCAUGGCCAUUUGCUCAGUGGGGACUGGAUCUUUUGGGCCCAUUUGCGAAAGGGGUUGGUGGUGUAACCCAUCUGAUUGUUGGUGUAGAUUAUUUCACAAAAUGGGUUGAAACUCGGCCAUUAUCCUGUCUUAUCUCCAAGAAGGUCGAAGACUUUGUUUUCAGCUCGAUCAUCUGCAGAUAUGGGAUCCUGAAUCAGAUUGUGGCUGAUAAUGGAACUCAAUUCAACUACACCUCUUUCCAAUAUUUUUGUUCCAGCUACGGGAUCAAAUUACAGUUCACUUCGGUUUACCAUCCGGAGUCCAACGGUAUGGUAGAAUCUGUCAAUAAAUGCAUUUUAGAAGGAAUAAAGCUGAGGUUGGAACAGCACAAGGCCAAGUGGGCAGACGAGCUCAAUAACGUCCUAUGGGCAUAUAGAACAACUAACCGAACUGCCACAGGUGAAACACCUUACCACUUGGCCUUUGGUACUGAAGUAGUCAUUCCUAUUGAAAUAGGAGUCCCAAGCUUUUGGGUCACCCAUUUCGAUGAAGGACGAAAUGGACAACUGCUUCGGGAAAAUCUUGAUCUUCUUGUUGAAGUUAGAGAAGAAGCACGACUUCGAACUCUUGUAUACAAGCAGAAAUUAGCCAACUUCUACAAUAAACGAGUCCACCCUUGAAUAUUCAAAGUAGGAGACCUUGUUCUCAAAAAGGCUAGCCUAAUAGGGUUUGAAACUCGUUUUGGCAAACUGGCCCCAAAUUGGGAAGGCCCUUAUAUGUUGGUCGAAGUGCCACAUCCUGGUGCCUAUAUCCUCCAAGAUGCUGAAGGGAAGAGAGUUCCUAGAGUCUGGAAUAUCAAUAACUUGAAGAAAUUUUACCCAUAAUAAAUUUUUUUUCAAGUG
Messenger RNA from Rubroshorea leprosula, 4482 nucleotides. NCBI's taxonomy places the organism in Eukaryota, Viridiplantae, Streptophyta, Magnoliopsida, Malvales, Dipterocarpaceae. The record is from the annotation of a GenBank genome assembly.